ACGCUCUUUUACGGUAAUCAAGAUCAUUUGCAGGAGAAAUAUAUGAAAUAACAAUAAACAAAAACAUUAUUGUUAUUUCAUAUACAGUUUCAUAUGAAGACAAACUGCAUUGCGAUUAUAUGUGGAACUGCCCCUUUAUGAAACGCUAAGAAGUGAACAAGGAAGUGACUGAAGUGGAAGUGAACAGCAGUUAGCUCCCUUCGAGAACAAACGCUUAUCACCUUAGUUUCUGAAAUUGUCUGCAGGAUAUUCACUGACUCUGAAAAAAAGGGUAUAAAUGCAGACAGUUUUCACUCCCUGAACAGAGAAGAAGAAUUAUAAAGGUUAAAAACACAAGAGGAAGAAAAAUGGCUGAAUCUUCAUCACCAACAAAAGGCAGAAAAAGGAAGAUGAUGGAUGAAGCGCAUACCUUUUCUCCUGUCUCCAGCAGUCUCCUGUCUGAAGAGCAGCUGCUGUGUUCGAUCUGUCUGGAUGUGUUCACUGAUCCCGUCACCACUCCAUGUGGACACAACUUCUGUAAGAGCUGCCUUACACAGUGCUGGGAGAAGCGUCAACCCUGUCAAUGUCCAUUAUGUAAUGAGAAAUUCACCAAGAAACCUGAACUGAAGAUUAAUACAACACUGAGAGAGGUUGCAGAUCACUUCAAGAAGAAAAGUGGUUCUGACAAACCUGAGGUUCUUUGUGAUGCCUGCACUGGAGAGAAGCUGAAGGCCCUGAAAUCCUGUCUGGAUUGUGGACUGACUUUCUGUAAAACUCAUUUAGAGCCACAUUAUCAUGUUUCCAAGCUUCAGAAACACAAACUAAUAAACCCUGUGGAGAACCUGGAGGACUACAUAUGCCAGAAACAUGAGAGAGCUCUGGAGCUGUUCUGUAGAGAUGAUCAGACGUGUGUGUGUCAGUUCUGCACUGAAGGAGACCACAAGAAUCACAACACUGUUCCUAUAGAGGAGGAAAGCAGAGAGAAGAAGACUCAGCUGGUGAAAACACAGACAGAUGUGCAGCAGAUGAUUCAGGACAGACUGAAGAAGAUAAAAGAAAUCAAACACUCAGUAGACCAAAGCAAAAGAAGCACAGAGAAAGAGAAAGCAGACAGUGUUGAAGUCUUCACUGCUCUGAUUCGCUCCAUUGAGAGAAGUCAGGCUGAGCUGCUCGAGGUGAUGGAGGAGAAGCAGAAAGCAGCAGAGAGGCAGGCUGAAGGACUCAUUAAAGAGCUGGAGCAGGAAAUCACUGUGCUAAAGAGGAGAGACACUGAGCUGGAGCAGCUCUCACACACUGAGGAGCAUCUCCACCUCCUACAGAUUUACUCCUCCAUGUGCAGCCCUCCACACACCAAGAACUGGACUGAGAUCAGUAUUAACACUGAUCUGAGUGGGGACACUGUGAGGACAGCUCUGUCUCAGCUUCAGAAGACUCUGAAUGAGAAAUUCACUAAAACACUCAAUGAUAAGUUAAAAGAAACAGUUUCCACAGAACUGAAGAGGAUUCAGCAGUAUGCAGUGGAUGUGACUCUGGAUCCUGAUACAGCUCAUCCAUAUCUCAUCCUGUCUGCUGAUGGAAAACAAGUGAGUCUUGGAGACAAACAGCAGAAUCUUCGUGAUACACCACAGAGGUUUAAUCGGUGUCCCUGUGUUCUGGGAAAACAGAGUUUCUCCUCAGGGAAAUUUUAUUAUGAGGUGCAGGUCAAAGGGAAAACUGACUGGGAUUUUGGAGUGGCCACAGAGUCCAUUAAAAGGAAGGGGAAGAUUAAACCAAGUCCCAAGUAUGGAUUGUGGGCUUUGGCCCUGAGGAAUGAGAAUCAUUAUCAGGUUUAUGCUGGUCCUGCUAUCCUGCUCAGACUGAGAGAGAAGUUGGAGAAGGUGGGGGUGUUUGUGGAUUAUGAGGAGGGUCUGGUUUCCUUUUAUGAUGUCAAGUCCAGAUCUCAUAUCUAUUCUUUUACUGGUCAGUCUUUCAGUGAGAAAAUCUAUCCAUACUUAAGUCCAGAAUUAAAUAAAGGAGGUAAAAAUUCAGCACCACUGAUCAUCUCUCCCGUAUUUAAGACUGAAUGAAUUCUCACCUCACAAAUUUUAAUCAUGAAUUAAGUAGUAAGAAUAGAAUUGACUAGUUUCAAUUUUCUUUUUAGAAAUACAUACUUUCUUUAAAAGUGCUGUACAGAUUAUAUUAAUACUUGUUUUUUAUUUGUAAUUAUAGAGUGUGAUUUUA
Molecule: messenger RNA, 2199 nt
Organism: Hemibagrus wyckioides
Lineage: Eukaryota; Metazoa; Chordata; Actinopteri; Siluriformes; Bagridae
Product: E3 ubiquitin-protein ligase TRIM39-like
Exons: 8
Coding region: 348-2045 (565 amino acids)
Biological process (GO): protein ubiquitination
Molecular function (GO): zinc ion binding; protein binding; ubiquitin-protein transferase activity
Source: RefSeq, a predicted model, not a curated record